AUGCGUCGGAUGCGGGUUUUUCACUUCUCAUUGUUCUGCUUGUUGCUUUAUGCAAUCCCGAUAAACACGGCACAAAGAAGUUCCCUUCUUCACCCCGAGCAUCCACAUGUGAACUCUGUAGCCUAUUUAAACUCGUCUAGCAUUGAAGCCUUUCAAAUUAUCAAUUCUUUGUCCUCUUGUCAAUUCCACAGUGGUCCCGUCCCGUGCGAGUGUUUCCCGAUUGAGGGUGACUAUGGACUUGUGCAGAAUGAGAGUACGCUGCUUACAUUCACCGUCGGACCUCCAUCAAUCUCGAUCAUUAUCCCAAAAUCUCCGAUCGCGCUUUUGACCGCAAUCUCUAUCGAGGUCAAGCCGCGGCUUUGUCUACAACAAACACACCAAGUCCAGCUAUGGCACAGAUCCAUCGAGGUCUUGCCCGAGAGCGAGGAUCCGUGGACGAAAAUCGACGAGCGAGCGAUUGCUCUCAAAGAUUCACCGGAAAAACUCAAUUUUGAAUGUGAGAUCAUCUCGCGAACCGGCCUUUACCGGGUCGACGUCGUUGGACCGAUGAAUGUGACGGUUACUACGAAAGAACAAAUCUUCGUCAAUCACUCGAAAGAAGCGCUUCUUGAGUUGAAAUUCGGCUCAAUCUUUCCCCAUUGUUCGGAUGAGUACCACGUGAAAUGGACGAAUCCUAGCUGUGUCAAAUCGAAUCUCCAAUUUCGGCUUCGUUUACUAGCGGUGCCUGAGGGGAAUCCCGAUCAUUUGGAGGAGAGAGCGAUCUACGUUGAAGAGAUUGGUCUUGAUCCGGGUGAUUCGUCUCUUUCCCUUCCGUGUUCUCAAUUCGAUAUCCUCUAUGAACAAUAUUGCUUCGAGUUGAUCUCACUGGAGCCUCAAAGCGAGCAAUUUCAUCAAUGGGACGUCAAAUGUGUGCAUACAGAACCGGUCGAAUCGGUGCACGGCGGUUGGACCUUGUGGUCAUCGUGGUCAAAAUGUGAGGGAAAGUGUGAGAAAGGUGUCCGAAUGAGAGUCCGUUCUUGCGAGUCGCCACGCCCGAAACGCGGGAAAACAUGUUUGGGUGAUGUGAUGCAACGAGAGAUUUGUCCUUUACCCGAUUGUCCAGAUGUCGACUUUUUGAUUAAAGAUGCAACGAAUUGCACUUGCGGCUGCGUUUUGGAGGCUGAAAGAGGAACUUUCUAUGCAACAAAGCCUGCAAAAGAAUGCAAAGGCAAUUUGACAUGGGAAAUCGCAUCGAAGAAAGAUCAACUCAUUGAUAUAAUCUUUGUCAAAGAGGGACAACCACAUGGAACACUUCAUCUGCAUCAGAAAGGGACAAAUGAGAAACUUUUAUGGAGUUCGGGGAAAUCUUUCGAAACCUCACUCACAAAGCGACUCGAUUCAAAUCUCUUUUUCCGUUAUGCCAAUGAUGAAUCAAAAGAAAAAGAUGAUAUUGAAGAGAAUGCGAACAUUUUGCGACCCGGCUUCACCGUAAUCUAUGCAAAAAGAAGUGAAGUCCUCCCAUUGGCCCUCGAGCAUGAGCCGUGUCAACCAUUUUGCUCUCAACAUCUCAUCAUUGGCGGUGUCUGCCUCGUUCUCCUCACUCUCAUCCUCAUCCCACCAUUUGUUUGCGCGUCAAUUACUCGACGAAUCAAACGAAACGAGACACCCACUUUGCCGUUAAUCGAUAAACGUCCAAACAGCGAGAUGAUCCGCUCCGGGAACACCGAUCUCACCCAAGUGAGCGCGCCGAAAUUCGUCGCCAAACGGAGCAUCGGCAUUCAAUUGAGUGCACACGGGACACCGAGAACCGGUCGAGCCACCGCCGACACUCCGUUACCUUUUGGGUCCUCGUCGGCUUCUGUGCUUGACGAAUUGGAAUAUGAUGAUUACGACGGAACUCGAGAUCCCGGUUCUCUUUUGGCUCCGCCACUCGUCGAACCCUACUCAACAAUUGAUAUCGAACAAAUCAUCGCCGAGGCUCGCAAAAUCGUCGAUCACGUCGACAAAAGUGAUGCGCACACACAAGUCGGCAAACUU
Messenger RNA from Mesorhabditis belari, 2016 nucleotides. The record is from the annotation of a GenBank genome assembly. Lineage: Eukaryota; Metazoa; Nematoda; Chromadorea; Rhabditida; Rhabditidae.